AUGCCGGGCCCGCUGCUCCGCCUGCUGUGCCUCCUCGCCUUGGGGCUGCGCGGCUCCGCCGAGCCCAGCGGCGCGGCGCCCGCCCCGGCCCAGUGCGCGGCGCCCUGCAGCUGCGACGGCGACCGGCGGGUGGACUGCUCCGGCAAGGGGCUCACGGCCGUGCCCGAGGGGCUCAGCGCCUUCACCCUAGCGCUGGAUAUCAGCAUGAACAACAUUACUCAAUUACCAGAAGAUGCUUUUAAGAACUUCCCUUUUCUGGAGGAGCUACGAUUGGCUGGCAACGACCUUUCUUUUAUCCACCCAAAGGCCUUGUCUGGGUUGAAAGAGCUCAAAGUUCUAACCCUCCAAAACAAUCAGUUGAAAACUGUGCCCAGUGAAGCCAUCCGAGGACUGAGUGCUUUGCAGUCUUUGCGUCUGGAUGCCAACCACAUCAACUCAGUCCCCGAGAACAGCUUCGAGGGGCUCGCUCAGCUCCGCCACCUGUGGCUGGACGACAACAGUCUGACGGAGGUGCCCGUGCACCCCCUCAGCAACCUGCCCACCCUGCAGGCGCUCACCUUGGCUCUCAACAAAAUCUCCAGCAUCCCCGACUUUGCGUUCACCAACCUAUCCAGCCUGGUGGUCCUGCACCUUCAUAACAAUAAAAUUAAAAGCCUGGGUCGACACUGUUUUGAUGGACUAGAAAACCUGGAGACCUUGGACUUGAAUUAUAACAACUUGGGGGAAUUUCCCCAGGCUAUUAAAGCCCUUCCUAGCCUAAAAGAACUGUUAUUUCAUAGUAAUUCUAUAUCUGUUAUCCCUGAUGGAGCAUUUGAUGGUAAUCCACUCUUAAGAACUAUACAUUUGUAUGAUAAUCCUCUAUCUUUCGUGGGGAACUCGGCAUUUCACAAUUUAUCUGAUCUGCAUUCCUUAGUCAUUCGUGGCGCCAGCAUGGUGCAGCAGUUCCCCAAUCUGACGGGGACCGUCCACCUGGAGAGUCUGACCUUGACAGGCACGAAGAUAAGCAGUAUAUCCAGUAAUCUGUGCCAAGAACAAAAGAUGCUUAGGACUUUGGACUUGUCCUACAACAAUAUAAAAGACCUCCCAAGCUUUAAUGGUUGCCAUGCUCUGGAAGAAAUUUCUUUGCAACGUAAUCAGAUCCGCCAAAUCAGAGAAGGCACUUUUCAAGGCCUCAUAUCCCUAAGGAUACUAGAUCUGAGUAGAAACAUGAUCCAUGAAAUUCACGACAGAGCUUUUGCCAAGCUUGGGUCAAUAACUAACCUAGACGUAAGUUUCAAUGAAUUAACGUCAUUUCCUACGGAAGGCCUGAAUGGGCUAAAUCAACUGAAACUUGUGGGCAACUUCCAGCUGAAAGAAGCUUUGGCAGCAAAAGAUUUUGUUAAUCUCAGGUCAUUAUCUGUACCCUAUGCUUAUCAGUGCUGUGCAUUUUGGGGUUGCGACUCUUACACCCAUUCAAACACGGAAGAUAAGAGCCUCCAAGAACACAGCGUGGCCAAGGAUAAAGGUCCCGCCGAUGCCACAGGGGUCACUGUCAGUGCUGACAGUGAGGAGCACAGUCAGAUAAUUAUCCACUGCACACCUUCAACAGGUGCUUUUAAGCCCUGUGAAUAUUUACUGGGAAGCUGGAUGAUCCGUCUCACCGUGUGGUUCAUCUUCCUGGUCGCGUUGUUUUUCAACCUGCUGGUCAUUUUAACCACGUUUGCGCCCUGCACCUCACUGCCUGCCUCCAAAUUGUUCAUAGGCCUGAUUUCCGUGUCCAACUUGCUCAUGGGAGCCUACACCGGCAUCCUAACGUUCCUGGACGCCGUGUCCUGGGGCCGGUUUGCCGAGUUCGGCAUCUGGUGGGAGAUCGGCAGCGGCUGCAAACUAGCCGGCUUCCUCGCCGUGUUCUCCUCGGAGAGUGCCAUCUUCCUGUUGAUGCUCGCCGCCGUGGAGCGGAGCUUGUCUGCCAAGGAGAUCCUGAAGAGCAGGAAAGGCAAUCAUCUCAGACAGUUUCGGGUGGCCGCCCUGCUGGCUUUCGCGGGGGCCGGCGUGGCGGGCUGCUUCCCCCUCUUCUUCCCCGGUGGCGAGUACUCGGCCUCCCCGCUGUGCCUGCCCUUCCCCACGGGGGAAGCGCCCUCCCUGGGCUUCACCGUGACCCUGGUGCUGCUCAACUCGCUCGCCUUCCUGCUGAUGGCCGUCCUCUACACCAGGCUCUACUGCCACCUGGAGAAGGAGGACCUGGCCGAGGGCUCGCACUCGGGCGCCAUCAAGCACGUGGCCUGGCUCAUCUUCACCAACUGCAUCUUCUUCUGCCCCGUGGCCUUCUUCUCCUUCGCGCCCCUUAUCACCGCCACCACCGUCUCGGUCAGCCCCGAGAUCAUGAAGUCCGUCACGCUCAUCUUCUUCCCGCUGCCCGCCUGCCUGAACCCGGUCCUGUACGUCUUCUUCAACCCGCGGUUCCGGGAGGACUGGAAGCUGCUGCGGCGGCACCUGGCCAGGAAGGGCGGCGCGGUGGCCGUGUCCAUCGGCAGCGGCAGCGGCCAGGCAGGCUGCAGUGGGGACCAGGACUUCUACUACGACUGCAGCGGCGUGUACUCGCACCUGCAGGGCAACCUGGCCGUGUGCGACUGCUGCGAGGCCUUCCUCCUGACCAGGCCCGUGGCCUGCAAACACUUGAUCAAGUCGCACAGCUGCCCUGCGCUGGCGGUGGGCUCGUGCCCGAGGCCCGACGGCUACUGGUCGGACGGUGGCACGCAGUCGGCCCAUUCCGAUUAUGCAGACGAGGAAGAUUCCUUUGUCUCGGACAGCUCCGACCAGGUGCAGGCCUGCGGACGGGCCUGCUUCUACCAGAGCCGAGGCUUCCCUUUGGUGCGCUAUGCUUACAACCUGCCCAGAGUGAGAGACUGA
Pipistrellus nathusii (Nathusius's pipistrelle) is the source of this 2889-nucleotide messenger RNA. The record is from the annotation of a GenBank genome assembly. NCBI's taxonomy places the organism in Eukaryota, Metazoa, Chordata, Mammalia, Chiroptera, Vespertilionidae.